This is a messenger RNA of Uncinocarpus reesii 1704, 1524 nucleotides long. RefSeq lists its product as uncharacterized. The record is from RefSeq and is a predicted model, not a curated record. The transcript has 2 exons. Bases 1 to 1524 code for a protein of 507 amino acids. NCBI's taxonomy places the organism in Eukaryota, Fungi, Ascomycota, Eurotiomycetes, Onygenales, Onygenaceae.
AUGGGGAAACACCAGCCUCGAAAGUGGCGUCAAACCGAGUCUCCCCUAUCAUUUGCGAGAAGAGCAUCUAGACGACAUCCGGACGACCAAUAUCGGACGAAAAUGGACAGCACACAGGGUGAGAUUGAUACUCGCCUACCGUAUCGAAAAGGAUGGCCCAAACCUCUGCCAAUCCUGCCUCUCAGUUCUAAAGCUGUAUCUCCUCGUGAGCUACCAGACCUUCUACCCAAUAAGGAGGAAAUAAAGGGCUUUCUCAAACUCCAUGGGGUUGAAUUUCAGUUUUGGUCCCGAUGUAGGCGUUUCAAUGAUGGGCAACACCCGGAUCAUGAAGAUAUUACCUUGGUCAUUCAUUGCACGGGCUUGGAAAACUUCUCGGUCGCGGCCCUUGAGGAGCUUCGUCUCCAAUUCCACAAUAGAGGAUGGCGGUAUCGGGUAGAGUUUAUCGACGACGAUCAAGCCAACGCACCGCUGCACUGCAUCUGUCCAGAUGACCCGAUAGUACAGGAGUGGGAAGAAAUUCACGAGCAACGAGUGCUACGCAUGAUCGCUGAUUUAGAGUGGCAGACGGUGAAUGUUUUCCGCUGUGGAACGGCAGUUGAAGAGGGCGAGUGUCCCAUCACCGUGAUAAUUAGUGCCUGGGAUGCAGCAAGUGAUGUGUGGUGGGAUCACAUCCUCCCCAGCAUCAUACUAAAUGUGAGCUGCAAGUCCGAUUACUUCAGGCACCGCCGAUGCAAGCUACUAUCUCCUCAAAGUGUCGUCAGUGACUCCGACACCAACGCUUGGUUAAGCUCCAUUGAGGGUACCAUAGCACUGCUUGAAACCUUGAUUGACGGGGACCCAGAGAGGAGGGGACUGGGAGACACAUCGAAGGCGGGAUUCCGUAAAAUCCUUAAUCUAAUCGAUUGUCAACGGAACAAUGAUGCCGCAAUCCGAACCUCGAGGCGAGAAGCAGGGUCAAUCAUUGCGACUUCGGGGCAGCGGACCCUGGAGCUCGAUGGCCGUGACUGGUGGGUGGACUGGGCAUUGGUUCGCCUUCCGGAGCGUCGCGGUAGAGACGCUACAAUCCUAACACAUAGGAAGAUCUCUGAAGAGGUGGGGAUCCAAUGGUCGUCAAAGCCGUUGAGGGAGCAAAAUCUGGUGUUUAAGCAAGGAAGUGCAACGGGGUAUACGCAAGGCCGCAUAAACGGAAUCAAGCCAAUCAUAAGCAUGAAAGUCGAGCAAGGACAAGCGCAAAACAGCGAUUCAUUCCUGGUGCAGGGCUCUGCCUGGGCAAUCAUCGGUUCGUCCGACGAGGGGGCCGGCACAGCAUUUUCAAGGCCAGGAGAUUCAGGUUCCCUUAUCUUGGACUCCUAUAAUCGAAUUAUUGGCCUGCUCUUUGCCUCUGAGAAGUUGAUAUCGUAUUUCAUCCCCUUCGCUACGGUUGUGGAGGAUAUUAAACGAGCGACUGGUGGGCGCGUCCUGACCCCCACGGAGGAUAUCGCGAGUAUUGACAGCGCAGACGCGGACCAUGAGGACGACGAUUAA